AUGAAGUCCCAGGCAACCACGAUUUGCUGUUUAAUAUUAUUUCUGGCCACAGAAUAUUCUCAUAGUAGAUUCCAUAUCCGCACAAAAGAUGGAGAUAAACUUCAAGGUCCUGAAAGAAAACCCAAGACUGGAAGAAUUCAAGGAAAAUGCCAUGGACCUUGCAGUCCUUCUUCUAACUGCAGCCAGCCCUGUGCUCAGCACUUUCAUGGAGAAAUAGGAUUUAUCUGUAAUGGAAACAAGUGGCAGAAAUCAACUGAAACAUGUACAAGCCUUUCUGUGGAAACACUCUUUAUGGACUCAAACAGUGCAUCGCGCCUCUCCGUGGCAGCACCGUCUAUAACUCUGCACAUUCUUGACUACCAAGCCCCAGAGCCCAUCAGGAGUGUAGCUCAAGGAAUCCAGAAGAACUGCCCACUGGAUUACGCCUGCAUAAUUAAUGCUGUGAAAUCAUCAGAAGCAACGUCCGGAAAUAUUGCAUUUAUAGUGGAGUUACUAAAAAACAUUUCUACGGAUUUGUCUGAUAAUGUCACCCGAGAGAAAAUGAAGAGCUACAGCAAAGUGGCUAACCACAUCCUCGACCCAGCGGUCAUUCCAAACUGGGCUUUCAUUCCGGACAAAAAUGUCAGCUCUGAUCUGUUGCAGUCAGUGAACUGGUUUGCGAGGCAACUCCACAUCCAGAAUGAACCUGAGCACAUUGUGGAUGAAUUCUUCAUUCAGACGAAAGGGUUCCCCAUCAACAACAAUACCUCAGAGAGAAGUCUCAGUUUCUCCAUGAACUUGAACAAUACAGUGGAGGGUAUCCUAGGAAUCAUAGAGAUUCCCAGGCAAGAGCUGCAGAAGCUCCCCCCAAAUGCCUCCCAAGCUGUUGGCAUAGCUUUUCCCACUUUGGGCGCUGUCCUGAAAGAGGCCCACUUGGAAAAUGCCCACCUUCCCAGGCUGGUAAACGGACUGGUCCUUUCAGUGAUUUUACCAGAAAGAUUGGAGCAAAUCUUAUUCACCUUUGAGAAGAUCAACAAAUCCAAAAAUGCCAGGGCCCAAUGUGUUGGCUGGCACUCCAGGAAAAGGAGAUGGGAUGAGAAUGUCUGCGAAACAACGCUGGACACCAAGCAUAGAGUGAAAUGCCGGUGUAACUACACCAACGUGAUGAUGUCGUUUUCCAUCCUCAUGUCCCCCAUAUCUGUGGACAACAAAGUCCUGGACUACAUCACCUGCGUUGGACUCAGCAUCUCCAUCCUUAGCUUGAUUCUUUGCCUGAUCAUCGAAGCCACCGUCUGGUCCCAUGUGGUCAUGACGGACAUAGCAUAUAUGCGACAUGUAUGCAUUGUGAAUAUAGCUGUGUCGCUCUUGACUGCCAAUGUGUGGUUCAUCUUAGGCUCCAACUUCAACAAAAAGGCCCAGGACUACAACUGGUGUGUUGCGGUGACAUUUUUUAGCCACUUUUUCUACCUCUGUCUGUUUUUCUGGAUGCUCUUCAAAGCUCUGCUCAUCAUCUAUGGACUACUGGUCGUUUUCCGGAGGAUGAUGAAGUCCCGCAUGCUGGCCAUUGGCUUUGCCGUUGGCUAUGGGUGCCCGUUAGUCAUUGCUGCCACCACCGUGGCUAUCACAGCGCCAGGGAAAGGCUACGUGAGACAUGGUGCCUGUUGGCUUAACUGGGAUGACACCAAAGCCCUUUUAGCCUUUGCCAUCCCAGCCUUGGUCAUUGUGGCUGUGAAUCUUGUUGUGGUUUUGGUUGUUGCUGUCAACACUCAGAGACCGUCUAUUGGUAGUUCCAAGUCUCAAGAUGUGGCCAUAAUCCUGAGGAUCAGCAAAAAUGUCGCCAUCCUCACGCCACUGUUGGGACUAACCUGGGGUUUUGGAAUAGCUACGCUCAUAGAAGGCACUUCCUUGAUAUUCCAUAUAAUCUUUGCCCUGCUCAAUGCUUUCCAGGGGCUUUUCAUCUUGCUGUUUGGAACCAUUAUGGACCACAAGAUACGAGAUGCUUUGAGGAUGAGGAUGUCUUCACUGAAGGGGCAGUCAAGGGUAGUAGAGAAUGCAUCGUUAAGCCCAACCUAUGGAUCUAAAUUAAUGAAUCGUUGAGGAUAAGACGCUGCCCCAUGCUUCACGGAAGUCCUGGGUCCUGGCUGGAGAGUUGAACUCCUGCAGGAGGCUGGAAGACAGGCUGGAAUGUGGAGGGACAGUCAUGUUUCUUUGGAAGAAUUUCUCUUCUUGCCAGAAAUGAUGUCUGAACUCUCAGUAAGAAGGUUUGCCGAGGAAAAAUUGAGGAGAGCAUUUGGUGACUGGGCUCUAAGGACGUGGUUUUAUGGACCCUUUGAUCUACCCAUGACCUGCAAAAGCCUAGCUUCUUGGUCAAUCUUGGCAAGAUUAAGACUUAAUCACCUUUCACCCUCCAGGAUUUGCUCUGCGGUUCCUUGGCUCAACCUCCCAUGUCUCUGCAUGGAUCCUGGGCUCUUUGGGAGGUCAGGAUCUGGAUCCAGGUUUGGGGCUGGUUGGGGAUAA
Molecule: messenger RNA, 2496 nt
Organism: Odocoileus virginianus texanus
Lineage: Eukaryota; Metazoa; Chordata; Mammalia; Artiodactyla; Cervidae
Gene: ADGRF4
Product: adhesion G protein-coupled receptor F4
Biological process (GO): adenylate cyclase-activating G protein-coupled receptor signaling pathway; cell surface receptor signaling pathway
Cellular component (GO): membrane
Molecular function (GO): G protein-coupled receptor activity
Source: RefSeq, a predicted model, not a curated record